AUGUAUCAAAACAAAGUGUCUCGACCACCCGAGAGGCGCAUUCGGAGGGCAGCUGCGGCUUGCUAUCACUGUCACUGGCGUAAAGUACGAUGCGAUGCAGCACUUACCGGAUUUCCCUGCACAAACUGCAAGCUGGAUGAAAGGGACGAUUGUACUUUGCGCCCUAACACCACUGCACGCUUCAAAAAACUUCAAAAAGACGAUGGCGAAUGCUCGCCUCCAAAAUCGACAGGAGCGGAAGGCCACCAGCGUGUGACUCCCCCGGCAUCCAGUGAGAACGAGUCGACUCCUCAAGCCGAGACUCUGCUGCAGGACUUGGGCUAUCCUGAUAUGCCGGCGCAGGUGGGAACAGAUCUACCCCUUGAAAUGCCCCAUUCAGCCAACCUGCCUGGUCCCUUUAGCGUGGACCCAUCUCAAAUGAUGUUAGGUAAUGCUGGCUUUGCCGUUCCUGGACAGAACUUCCUGGACUUAGAGGGUUUAUCUACUCUCCCAAUGAGUGAAGUACAUAUUUUGGCAACAAAUGGCUGUCUGGAGAUACCACCGAAGCCUGCCAUCGAUGUGUUCCUUGGAAAGUACUUCUUACUUUUGCACCCCUGCCUUCCCAUAUUGGAUGAGUCGCAGUUCUGGAAUAUAUACCUCCAGUCUAACGACAGUCCAAUUGGUUCACCAAAAAUUUCUCUUUUCGUGUUUCAAGCAAUGCUACUUGCUAGCUGUGCGGUCCUGUAUGACACAGGCUUCGAAAAUGAUCCCUUAGCCAGGGCUCAAGGUUCUAUGCUGCUUACAUUUCACACCACGGCGGAAGACCCGCAGGCAACAAUGACAUGGAAUCUAUGUGCGAUUCAAAACGCCAUGAUGUUGCGAAUCGAUACAAAUAUUCUAGAUAACGACCCAAAGAAUGUUUCCAAAAAGCGGCUGUGGUGGUCCGUCUUUGUGCGCGACAGAAUAUUGUGGCUCGGACGGCAUCGUCGGCCUCAGUUUAUUUCAGCUAAUUUCACUCCAAGAAUUGGCUAUUUGGAGGAAGAGGACUUUUCGGAUGAGAUCAUGUUUUCUGCAGUAUAUGAGCCCAAGACUAAGCGCGAGUCUUUGAAGAUAUUCCAAGCGCAAUGUCGACUGGCAAUUAUUUUGACAGACGUCAUAUCGAUCGCUUUCUCAUCAUCAGACGGUUUUGUUCCAUGCCUGCCGUCCGAAGAACUUCAUGCAAGUCUCGAUAGGAUUCAAACAAUAAAGAGCAACCUUGCGCGGUGGAAGAAAGAGUUCCAAACGUCUUUGCAUCCAACGGACCUCUCGCAGCAAGAGACCAUUGAUGUACUCACUCAUCUGACAAUGAUGCAUUACCAGACCGCCCGCAUGGCGCUCGCUCAUCAUGAAACUCUCCUUCUCGAAACGCAUCGUGAGCUUCUACGGGACAAGUCUGCUACGAUGCUCUUAGCUAUAGCAAAAGAGCUGCAGAGUUCCGUGUCUCAAAUGACCCAAACAAUGGCAUAUUUUGCCUCCAAGGACUACACAGAAAACAUCCCACUGAGUGUAUUAGCGUAUUGCGGGACUCCCAUGGUCCUAGCAGCGAUAGAUGUCAAAUUGUCGUCCUCGUAUUCGGAGAUGCUCGAACGAGGGCGCGCACUCGACCACUGCUCAGGAGUCGUCACUCAAUCUCGAAAAGCGUACGACGUGACAGACUUCUUUUCUGAGGGCACAAAUGAGAUACUGAACCUUGCGUAUACAAUCACGAAGAAUCUCUUUCUCGAAAAUGGAGCGCCACAGAAUGCGACAUCGACGAACCAAGACCCUGGAUGCUUAGGUUCUCACUCUACAGGUGACGAAAAUCAACAUGGCGGAACGGUUCCUUCCUUCAAACGACUGAAAAUCAAGGGCUGGAUUGAGGCCUUUCUGAAGUACCCCCGAGCUUACCUCUUACUAUCAACGUGUAUUGAUCAGAGCUUGGCGAGCGGCCGACUGCCACGAGCCGAGUCGCUUCCGCCUCUGGUGCAGGGGACAAUAUCCAUGAUCCUGGGAUUGCCUAAGCUGCCAUGGACUAUUGAGACGCCCAAGGACUUGAUUGACGACCGGGUAGAGACGGCAGUCGAAAAAUAUAACAAACUUCGGAACAACAGUGCUCCAAAUGCACAAGACCCUUGUCUCAAUGACGCCUGGUACUGGACACUGUUAAGCAGUCUCACUGGGGGGCCUGACAAUUCUGGGGUCCCAGGGAUAAAUGAAAACGUGAUUGGUACAAGUGCAGAGUUUUGGGCCGGUGGCAGUGGAAACUCCCCAGACAUCAGCCGAGAUCGGGCUUGA
Molecule: messenger RNA, 2292 nt
Organism: Penicillium riverlandense
Lineage: Eukaryota; Fungi; Ascomycota; Eurotiomycetes; Eurotiales; Aspergillaceae
Product: Zn(II)2Cys6 transcription factor
Exons: 4
Coding region: 1-2292 (763 amino acids)
Biological process (GO): regulation of DNA-templated transcription
Molecular function (GO): zinc ion binding; DNA-binding transcription factor activity, RNA polymerase II-specific
Source: RefSeq, a predicted model, not a curated record